UAUAUAUAAGCUCCCACUCCCACGCGCCCCUCUCUCUAAACCCUACCCGCGCCGCCGCCGCCGCUUCCGCCGCCUCGCAUCGCCAGCCGCAGCCGCCGCCGCUCCCCGCGAGCUCCGACCAACUCCAACCAUGGCGGACGUCGAUGUCGAGCCCGAGGUCGCCGCCGGCGCGCCCAAGAAGAGGACGUUCCGCAAGUACAGCUACCGCGGCGUCGACCUCGACUCGCUGCUCGACAUGUCCACCGACGACCUCGUUCAGCUCUUCCCCGCGCGGGCCAGGAGAAGGUUCCAGAGGGGUCUGAAGAGGAAGCCCAUGGCGCUCAUCAAGAAGCUGCGCAAGGCGAAAAAGGAUGCUCCUGCCGGUGAGAAGCCAGAGCCAGUGAGGACCCAUCUCCGCAACAUGAUCAUUGUCCCUGAGAUGAUUGGAAGCAUCAUUGGUGUCUACAAUGGCAAGACCUUCAACCAGGUUGAGAUCAAGCCCGAGAUGAUUGGCCACUACCUUGCUGAGUUCUCCAUCUCUUACAAGCCGGUCAAGCAUGGUAGGCCCGGUAUUGGUGCCACCCACUCCUCGCGGUUCAUUCCGCUGAAAUGAGUUGUUACCGAGCUCUGUAGUCUCCCAAAGAUUACAGCAUGGAAGGCGCAUGGUAUGUGUCCUUUCAGCUGCGCUGCAUGUUUUGAACAAGUUGCACAACCAAGACAUUUUGCACUGUUUCCGCUCUAGAAUCCUAGCUAAGUACUCUGAGCAAUCGUGCUGUUUUGUUGGAUGUCAGUUAAAUCUUAUCUAUACUAUGAUGGUUACCUUCCACCAGCGUUGUGGUUGCUUCGUUGUUCGUAUACAUCGUUUGUUUGUUGAUUGGCGAAGCUUUGGUCUUCCUCAUGUUGAUUCCUGUCUCAGGCUUAUGAACA
This is a messenger RNA of Setaria italica (foxtail millet), 906 nucleotides long. Its product is annotated as 40S ribosomal protein S15. Gene Ontology annotation, molecular function: RNA binding; structural constituent of ribosome. NCBI's taxonomy places the organism in Eukaryota, Viridiplantae, Streptophyta, Magnoliopsida, Poales, Poaceae. Gene Ontology annotation, cellular component: ribosome; cytosolic small ribosomal subunit. The record is from RefSeq and is a predicted model, not a curated record. Bases 131 to 592 code for a protein of 153 amino acids. The transcript is spliced from 4 exons. Gene Ontology annotation, biological process: ribosomal small subunit assembly; translation.